Messenger RNA from Triticum turgidum subsp. durum (durum wheat), 2385 nucleotides. NCBI's taxonomy places the organism in Eukaryota, Viridiplantae, Streptophyta, Magnoliopsida, Poales, Poaceae. The record is from the annotation of a GenBank genome assembly.
AUGGCGUCACCGCCACCGAAGCUUCCGAUCCCCGGCCGACGCAACAUACUCAUCACCAGCGCGUUGCCCUAUGUCAACAACGUUCCGCACCUGGGGAACAUCAUCGGAUGCGUGCUUAGUGCCGACGUGUUCGCGCGGUACUGUCGGCUGCGAGGGUACAACGCGAUCUACAUAUGCGGCACCGACGAGUACGGGACGGCCACCGAGACCAAGGCCUUGGAGGAGAAGUGCUCGCCCAAGGAGAUCUGUGGGUACCAUGUUAUCCAUGACGAGGUUUACAAGUGGUUUGACAUAAAGUUUGACAAGUUUGGGCGGACAUCCGCUCCUGAACAGACAGAAGUCUGCCAGGCAAUUUUCCAUAAACUGAUGGAAAACAAAUGGCUCACGGAGAAUACCAUGCAGCAGCUUUAUUGUGACACGUGUGAACGAUUCUUAGCCGAUAGGCUUGUGGAGGGGAAAUGUCCGACCGAGGGCUGUAACUAUGAAGCGGCAAGAGGUGAUCAAUGUGAAAACUGCAGCAAAUUGUUGAACCCAACCGAGUUAAUUGAUCCAAAGUGCAAGGUCUGUAAGAAUGCUCCACGUAUUCGUGACACAGAUCACUUAUUCUUGGAGCUUCCUCUAUUGAGUGAUAAGUUGGUAAACUAUAUUAACAACACUUCAGUAGCUGGUAUGUGGAGUCAAAAUGCUAUUCAAGCAACAAACGCAUGGUUGAAGGAAGGGUUAAAGCAACGUUGUAUCACUAGAGAUCUUAAAUGGGGAGUUCCUGUUCCACAUGAGAAGUAUAAAGACAAGGUGUUCUAUGUCUGGUUUGAUGCACCAAUUGGGUACAUAUCUAUCACAGCAUCAUAUACGCCUGAUUGGGAGAAGUGGUGGAAGGAUCCUGAUAAUGUAGAGUUGUUCCAGUUCAUGGGUAAAGAUAAUGUGCCAUUUCACACGGUCAUGUUCCCUUCAACACUACUGGGAACUGGUGAAAACUGGACAAUGAUGAAGACCAUAAGCGUUACUGAAUAUUUAAACUAUGAAGCAGGAAAAUUUUCCAAGAGUCAUGGUAUUGGUGUCUUUGGCAAUGAUGCGAAGGUUACUAAUAUUCCAUCUGAAGUAUGGCGAUACUACUUGCUUAUGAACCGCCCUGAGGUAUCAGAUACACUGUUCACUUGGGCUGAUUUACAAGCUAAAUUGAACAGCGAGUUGCUGAACAACCUGGGAAACUUCAUCAACCGUGUGUUAAGCUUUGUUGCAAAACCAGCUGGAGCUGGAUACGACUCCAUCAUACCUGACGCUCCUAAUGCCGAGUCACAUACAUUGACCAACGCACUUGCAGAAAAAACUAAUAAAUGGGCUGAACAAUAUCUUGAAGCAAUGGAGAAGGUUAAAUUGAAACAAGGACUUAAGAGUGCAAUGGCGAUUUCUAGUGAUGGAAAUGCAUAUUUGCAAGAGAGCCAAUUUUGGAGGCUUUAUAAGGAAGAUCCAGCAGCCUGUGCCAUCGUAAUGAAAACUUCAGUUGGUGUUGUCUAUCUCCUUGCCUGUCUGCUGGAGCCUUUUAUGCCUUCCUUUUCUAGAGAAGUGCUGCGACAAUUAAAUAUGUCCCCAGAUGAAGAUCUGUCAUUCUGUGAUGAUAAAGGAGAAACUGCCAAGGCUAAAAGACCCUGGGAUUUUGUAUCAGCAGGACACAAAAUAGGAAAGCCAGUCCCUCUAUUUAAGGAACUGAAAGAUGAAGAAGUUGAGGCGUUUAGGAUCAAAUUCGCUGGCAGCCAAGCUGAAAGGAUCUCAAAGGCACAAGCUGAUGCCGAGGCAAAGAAAGUUGCUGAUAAGCUCAAGGGCACAAAAUUAUCUGAGGGAAGUUCAAAGAAGAAACAAUCUGGUGGUUCGAAAUCAAAGACAGCAGAGGAUGUCUCAGUUGCCAAGCUGGAUAUUCGGAUAGGGCUUAUCAGAAAAGCAGAGAAGCAUCCAGAUGCCGAUUCACUUUAUGUAGAAGAGAUCGAUGUUGGAGAAGAGGCACCAAGAACAGUGGUUAGCGGCCUUGUCAAAUUCAUCCCUCUGGAGGAAAUGCAGAACCGGAAAGUGUGUGUGCUCUGCAACCUUAAACCGGUGGCAAUGCGCGGUAUAAAGUCACAUGCUAUGGUUUUGGCUGCAUCGAACGAGGACCACUCAAAGGUUGAGUUGGUUGAGCCUCCAGAAUCCGCUGCUGUCGGGGAGAAGGUGACCUUUGCCGGGUUCUCUGGUGGGCCUGAGGCUUCUCUUAACGCCAAAAGCAAAACCUGGGAGAAGUUAUCCGCCGAUCUGCACAGCAACAGUGAGCUUGUGGCGUGCUACAAAGAUGUUGCAUUCACAACUUCGGCUGGGGUAUGCAAGGUCAAGACCAUAGCGAACGGGGAGAUCCGCUAA